AUGCCAUCGCUGACGACUGUUUCAGCUGUUUUUUUUCUGCUUUUCGCUACCGUUCACUCGAGCACAGAAAUCUCUGCUUCCUGUCAAAAUUUUAACACCGAUCUCAAGAAAACCUCUUGCAAGCAACGCUAUUUUCUUUUCAUCUUGCCAAUGAUCAGUAACAAAGAUUGGGGAUCGGAAGCUCAGAGACAUCUAAACUUUACUCGGCAAAUUUUGACUCCUUGUUAUGCGUUGGAGCCGCAACCACCAGUGUAUCGAGAUCCGGGAAACAGUCUGGUUGCUUUUCCGAGUGCAAAUUUCAUAAGCACGCCAAUUGCAAAGACUUUUGAUCAUAUUAUGAAACAGAAAAAGCUCAAUGAUGAUGGACCAUGGGAAUAUCAAGUGAUUGACAGAGAUCACACGAGACUGGCUGACAUUGCAAAGCUUUUCGAUGAUGUCAUUUAUCAAAUGCAACGCGUUGAUUCGUACCAAGGAGCAAUUAUCAUGCUGCACAGUGGCGACCCUGGCUAUUGGACACGUAUUGUGGAUCCCCAAAACGCGACCGACUAUUUGCACUCGUGGGCAAAGCAGUUCCAGAGAAAUGAGAUUCUUGGAAAAUUGAUCUUUACAAAGGAUUUGGUGCUCGAGAAUUGGAUAAUUAAUGGAUUGAACUGGUUGCGAAAUGAAACGAAAGGAUGGUUUGAUUGGGUAUAUUUUGAAAGAUUU
Molecule: messenger RNA, 705 nt
Organism: Mesorhabditis belari
Lineage: Eukaryota; Metazoa; Nematoda; Chromadorea; Rhabditida; Rhabditidae
Source: the annotation of a GenBank genome assembly